Opisthocomus hoazin is the source of this 3966-nucleotide messenger RNA. The record is from RefSeq and is a predicted model, not a curated record. NCBI's taxonomy places the organism in Eukaryota, Metazoa, Chordata, Aves, Opisthocomiformes, Opisthocomidae.
AUGGAGAAUCUGGAGGUGGGAGGACAGCCCGUGUGUGUGGUGGCGGAGGGCACGUGGGACAUCCAGCACGCAGAGCCAGCUAAGCCCACCCAGCCCUGCUGCGUGACAGGAGGGUCGGUGCUGAAGGGGGGGAGGCUGUUGGAAGGGGAUUCUCUGGAGCUGAGCUGUAGUGCUGGUCCUGCAAAGGUGAUACUGGAGCCAAACCAAGUCGUGGUUUUGGACUGUAACCUGGCCCCUGUUGAGCAGGUGAUCAAUAUCACGUGGAAGAAGAAUGGGUUUCCAUUAGUGGAGCAGGAACAUAUCCACGUGCUUCCGAAUGGAUCACUCUUCAUCUCAUCCCAGGCUGUGGCAAAGGACAGUAAAUAUCCUGAGAGGGCUGGUGCGGAGGGUGAUUACUCCUGCGUGUCGCACAGCUCCCUAGGGGCUGUCACCAGUCAGACGGCUGCAGUCAGAUUUUCAACAUUAUCACGCUUUUUCCAACAGCCGGAGUCACAGACAGUGGAAGAAAAUGGCAUGGCCCGGUUUGAGUGUCGGAUUGAAGGGCUGCCGUCCCCGGUCAUCACGUGGGAGAAGGACCAUGAAGCUGUUCCAGCAGAACCCAGGUUUGUAACUCUUCCAAAUGGUGUCCUUCAAAUCGUGGAUGUGCAGGAGAGUGAUGCUGGGGCUUACCACUGCGUGGCAACCAACGCCGCCCGAAAACGCUACAGCAAUGAUGCCGUCCUCAGCGUCCUGAAAGGUUCCCAGCCAGCGGGAGGAGAUGUCACCAUCGUCGCCGCUCCGGAGAACACCACGGUGGUGGCCGGGGAGAGCGUGGUGAUGGAGUGCAUGGCGGCUGCCGAUCCCACCCCCUUCGUCUCCUGGAUACGACAGGAUGGAAAGCCCGUUUCGACGGAUGUGAUUGUGCUGGGCCGGACAAAUCUCCUCAUUCCUUCCAGCCAGCCCCAUCACUCGGGGGUCUACGUCUGCCGUGCCAACAAACCCCAGACCAGGCAGUUUGUUACAGCAGCAGCUGAGCUCCGGGUCCUUGCUACACCCAGCAUCUCCCAGGCUCCUGAAACCAUCUCACGCACCCGAGCCAGCACGGCCCGGUUUGUCUGCAAGGCGGAGGGCGAGCCAGCCCCGAGCAUUCACUGGCUGAAGAACGGCGAGGCCAUCCUCUCCAACGGGCGGGUGAAGGUGCAGAGCAGCGGGAGCCUCGUCAUUAACCAGAUCGGGUUGGAGGAUGCUGGCUACUACCAGUGCGUGGCUGAGAACAGCCUGGGCAUGGCUUGUGCCACUGCCAAGCUCUCAGUGAUCGUGCGGGAGGGUUUGCCCAGCGCUCCCAAGAAGGUGUCAGCUGUGUCCCUCUCCAGCACCACAGUCCUGGUGUCCUGGGAGCGGCCAGAGUACAACAGCGAGCAGAUCAUUGGCUUCUCGUUACACUACCAGCGGGCUGUGGGAACAGAUAAUGUGGAAUACCAGUUUGCUGUCAACAAUGAUACCACUGAGCUGCAAGUCAAGGACCUAGAACCCAACACCAACUAUGUCUUCUACGUGGUCGCGUAUUCUCAGCUCGGAGCCAGCCGGACGUCCUCUUCCAUCGUUGUUCAGACCCUGGAGGACGUUCCUAGUGCUGCCCCUCAGCUGUCCCUCUCGAGCAUGACUCCUGGUGACAUCCGUGUGACAUGGCUGCCUCCUCCUCCAGAGCUGAGUAAUGGCAAGAUAACGAAGUACAAGAUCGACUACUGCACCCUCAAGGAAGAUCAGGUCACCUCCAUGGAAGUGGGUGGAAAUGAGACUCAGAUCACUCUCUACUCGCUCCAUCCCAACAAAGUAUACAAAGUUCGCAUCGCCGCCAGCACCAGCAUGGGCUAUGGGGCCCCUUCUGAGUGGACCCAGCAUCGGACUCCCGACAGGGACAACCAGACGCAUGUUCCAUUUGCCCCGACAGAAUUAAAAGUCCGAGCGAAGAUGGAGUCUCUCCUGAUAACGUGGCAGCCCCCAGCCAACCAUGCCCAGAUAUCAGGCUACAAGCUCUACUACCGAGAAGUGGGCCCAGAGGAGUCCAGCGAUGAGAGCCCUGUGGAUGGUGCUGAAGAUGAGAGCUGGGACGUAGGACCCAUAAAACUAAAGAAGAAAGUGAAGCAGUACGAGCUGACUCGACUAGCUCCUGGGAAACUCUAUGAGGUGAAGCUGGUGGCAUUCAAUAAGCACGAAGAUGGUUAUGCGGCGGUUUGGAAGGGCAAAACAGAAAAGGCACCUGCAGCAGCAGUAGAUCCUCCUGUGCAGAAAGGUCCUCCGCUGCCUCCAGUCCAAGUCUAUGCAGAGUCCAACAGCUCAACUUCCAUAUGGCUCAGGUGGAAGAAACCUGACUUCACAACAGUCAAAAUUGUCAACUACACUGUGCGCUUCAGCCCCUGGGGCCUGAAAAAUGCCUCUCUUGUUACGUACUACACAAGCUCGGAUGAGGACAUUCUCAUUAGUGGGUUGAAGCCCUACACCAGGUAUGAGUUUGCUGUGCAGUCCAAUGGCGUUGGCAUCUUCCCGACCGCUGAACAAGCCCAUGCACAAGUCCUGCCCUGUCCUGGGCUCAGCAGCCUCCUCUAUGCGCUCUCCACAGCUCGUUUGGGUCCCUCGACUCCUCCGUCUGACCUGCGGCUGCACCCGCUCAACCCCUACGCUGUGCAGGUGCACUGGUGCCCCCCCGUCGAGCCCAACGGCAUCAUUGUGGAGUACCUCAUCCUGUAUAACGCCAACAACACGCAGCCAGAUGACAUGUGGACCUUGCUGACGCGAGAAGGAAAUAUCUUCAGCACUGAAGUGCAUGGCCUGGAAAGUGAUACCAGAUACUUCUUCAAGAUGGGAGCGAAGACUGUCGUGGGAUCUGGCCCCUAUUCCAACGUUAAGGAUGUGCACACCCUCCGGGAGAAGCUGUCUGAUGUUCUGGAUAUCCACUCCGUCACGGGAAUCAUUGUGGGCGUCUGCCUGGGGCUGCUCUGCAUCCUCUUCUGCAUGUGUGCCAGCUUCCGCAACAGCAAGCAGAGGGAGGCCCUGCCAGGCCUGGAUUCCCAGGCAGCCGGCAACCACACUUACUACCACCGGAGCAGGCAAGGGGUGGCAGCUCCCAGUGCCACCUUGGACUCGCAUGAGCUGGAGUCCCUCAUGUCCCCACUCCCGGAGGAUGCACCCGUGCCCCUGGGAGACAUCACGGAGCUGACAGAAGUGCACAGCCUCAUCCACACGAGCCUCCCAGAGGACAUCGUCCGGGGAAAGAGGAAGUCUACAUGGAAUAAAUCGGCUCACCAGCCCUGGACAAACAGCGUAGCCAGGUACGGGGACGAUAUCACAAAAGAGCCUCUCUCUGCUGCGAACGGGUCGCUGAAGCUCCCUCCCAGCGCAGGACAGAAGCUUUUGUUACAAGCUCUGGUUUACGAUGCCGUGAUGAACGAAGCAAAGAAAAGCCACCCGCCAGCCAACCUCCACCAAGUAGAAGCAGAGGUCAUCGUCCAUUCUGAUUUUUCAGCUUCUGACAGAGACUACAACUCCCAGCUGCACACCCUGGAGAGCGAAGAGACAGAAACCGAGGACCAGGAGCCUGACGAGCUCCCCUCCGGAGAGCCGGCUCUUCCCAGCUCUCCCAGCGCCCAGCAGAACACUAGCCAAGUGCUGGGGGACGGCACGGCCAAUUCCGAGACUUGGUCCCGGGAUGAGCUGUUACCUACCGACACAAAGACUGACACCCCAGAGGCCGUUUGCGUCCGUGGGCUCACCAAUGGCUUCCACAGGCACGGGGAGAGUCUGGAUUCAGUGGAGAGCGGAGAUUCGGACUCCAUCCAGGAGGGCAGGGGGGAUGUGCAGCCAGUCAAGUGCCAGUUGCGUUGCCCGGCCCCGGAGGAGGCCCCUCUCUGUAGUAACUCUCAUUUAACCAGUUCAUCCUCAGCAUCUGAGAACGUGGCAGGUGUCCACAAUCCUGGAAGAGUGAACUAA